Pseudophryne corroboree (corroboree frog) is the source of this 3664-nucleotide messenger RNA. Its product is annotated as putative bifunctional UDP-N-acetylglucosamine transferase and deubiquitinase ALG13. Gene Ontology annotation, molecular function: cysteine-type deubiquitinase activity. NCBI's taxonomy places the organism in Eukaryota, Metazoa, Chordata, Amphibia, Anura, Myobatrachidae. Bases 497 to 3055 code for a protein of 852 amino acids. Gene Ontology annotation, biological process: protein deubiquitination. The transcript has 27 exons. The record is from RefSeq and is a predicted model, not a curated record.
CGUGAAGAUAAAUUGCUUGUAUUUGGAGGGCCAAGAAAAGUGAAACAUGGUAUUGUUAAAAACUCAACCUGUUGAGCAAACCAUAGUAAAAUUUACCAAUACCAACCCAGUUGUUUCUAUCCCCAGACCUUUAUGUCAACAGGAGCACCAAAUGCUGGUGUAUAUGUAAUUAUAUUACUAGUGUUUUGCCUUAUUCCAAAUUAAAGUUCUCGUCUGACAGUAUGGCACUCAAACCAGAGCUCUUUAUAUAAUCUUCAUGGUAUGCUCCUGCUUGAAAAAAGGAAAAAACCCAACUUGUGUCGCUGUAGAUGCGAAGAGCCCUCCUCCUCUGGCCGCUACAAGACUGCUCCUCUGGGCGCGUUCGCUUUGCAGUACAGACACUCGAGUCUCCCUCUGACCGGUGCGCACUGCGCUCCGCAGCCUGACGGGGGUUACACACUAACCGCACCCACCUGACCGAACACUGCGUUCAGGGGUCUCCGCUAAACCCAUCACCAUGCACAAGGGCUGGAAGAAGUACUUCGGCCAGAAGUCACUGAAUGAAGUAACAAUGGACGAGUAUCUGGGGAGCCUGGGACUGUACAGGAAACUUACAGCCAAGGACGCGUCCUGCCUCUUCAGAGCGGUGUCCGAGCAGCUGUUCUACUGCCAAAUUCACCACAAUGAGAUCCGGAAAAUAUGUGUAUCUUUCAUGAGGAAGAAUGAAAAGCUCUUUGAUUCUUAUGUAGAAGGUCCUUUUGAGAAAUAUCUGGAGCGAUUAGAAGAUCCAAAGGAAAGUGCUGGUCAACUUGAAAUAAGUGCGCUUUCAUUAAUUUUCAAUCAAAACUUUAUACUGUACAAAAGUCCUGGAAAACCACCUACAUAUGCAACUGAUCACAACUGUGAUGGAAAGAUAAUGUUGUGCUGUUCCACCAAUGGUCACUAUGACUCUGUGUUCACUAAAACUUUCCAAACAACUGCUGCUAUUUGUCAAGCUGUUCUCUAUGAAUGUCUAUACAGAGAUGUGUUUGGUGUGGACGAGCGAGAGUUGAUAGCUGCUGUUGAGCUUUUUCGAAGUGGCACAAAGAAGAAUCGUAACAGUGCGUCCACUGGCAGCGAAGAUGCAAAUUAUGACUCUAAUCCUGAUCAUAACAAGGCAUCAAAUGACAGCAGGGCAGAUGAAUGGGAAAAGAAAGAUUGUGAAAACACCACAGAGGAGAUGGCAAAGCACAACACAGAGGAAUCCAAGGUAGCUGAAAACCCAAACAAAAUGCCAUUUCCAUACAAGGUUUUAAAGGCGCUUGACCCAGAAAUCUACAGGAAUGUGGAGUUUGAUGUCUGGCUGGACAGCAGAAAAGAACUGCAGAAAACAGAAUAUAUGGUGUUUGCAGGAAGGCACUAUUGUUUGGGUGACAAAUGUCAGGUCCGUUUAGAGCCUGGUGGACGUUACUACAAUGCUCAUAUACAGGAAGUUGGGCAGGACAGCAACUCUGUAACUGUGUUCAUUGAAGAGCUGGCUGAAAAGCACAUUGUCCCACUUGUCAAUUUAAAACCAGUAACCCAGGUAAUCCCUGUCCCUGCAUGGAAUUCAUCCAGUAAUCGGAAAGGAACCAACUACCAGAGAAUAGCAGCAGGUUACAGCAGUGACAUAGAGCUUGACCUCAAAUCAAGGAAGAGGCUGUUCAAGAAAGUAUGUGGAAAGGAGAAUCCAGCAAAUAUAGCAUCUUAUGAAAAUUUUCGACCUCCUCAAUCUCCGCAUCGUCAAAGUCGAGGCUUUGGUAUUCCAAAGUCUUCACCUCGCUACAUUAACAGACAUGCAAUUAUGAGUCCAGAAAUAUCCUUUUACAAUAGUCCUGGAAAGAGGUGUUACCAGAAUUUUGAAAACUAUUCCUAUAGAACUAGGUCAUAUACGCGGAGCAGAAGGCAGAUGCCAUGUGUAAAUAAAGAGUGCCAGUUUCGAUUUGUGCCUGACAGAGAUGAGGAGCAGCGAGGCAUGGAUGACACCAUAACUUACUAUGAGAUUGAUGAAGGCGAGGAAGCAGCCUUUCCAAGUUUGUCUAAUCCGGGUAGCCCAAUAGUUCCUGCUCCAGGUUAUUGGGUUGCUAGGAGCAAUCCCAGCCCUAUUGGCCCUGGCAAGCAACAUUUGAAUUCAUCAGAGGAUGAGAUUGAAGAGCCCAGUGAUAACGGAGAUUAUCAUACAGACUUCAUGUAUGCUUCAGAUGGUGCAUUCGAGAGCUCUUCUAUGUAUAGUGCGACCGAAUCUGCUCAAAAUCUGUCUCUACAUGAUGAUGUUUCCCGGGCCAUGCCUUCUCAUGAAGAUGUGACUUCAUAUAAGUAUUCAGAGCAGGUUACGUCCGUGAUUUCAUCCUCCUGCGUGAAUGCUGCACCUGCAACAGUCAUCUCCUCAAGUUCUGCUGUGGUUAUGCCAACCACAGUCACCUCCACUGUCCUCCCACAGACGGCAGUGCAGCCAAUACUAAUGUCUCCGCCUCCUGCUGUAAGACCAGCUCCACCUGGUUCUGGUGAGAUGGGAGAUUGCACCGUUCCUCUGCCACCUCCGCCUUAUUCCUGUGACCCAAGUGGCAAUGAUCUGCCUAGAGACACAAAAGUUCUACAGUAUUAUUUUAACUUGGGACUGCAAUGUUAUCAUCAAAGUUUAUGGCACUCCUUGGUCUAUGUGCAACCGGUACCAACACCACCACAUAUUGAGCCUUUCCAAGGCUUUCCAGAACCAGUACCUAUAGUUGACCAAAACGUGCCUACAGUGUACAAUGAUAGCAGACCAGUGGCACUAGAAGCUGGCGGCCCAUUUCAAAAUGUGGAUUCACUGCCACCCCCUGCUGGACCAGUGUAUUACCCUUUGGUACCCGAUCCAUAUAACCAGCCUCCUUUACCUGGUUUUGACUCGUGUGUAUCUGUUGUGCCUACAUAUCAUUAUGUAGGACCAUGGCAUACUAUAAGUCCCCCCUACAACAAUUCACCUCGGAUACAUAAUACAGUGAAUCCCAGUCACAUUCACCAAGUGAGUUACAUUGCGGCACCACCACCUGCACAUUUUGUACCCCAGACUAUAUGAGAGGAGAUGAUGACCUCUAGGCUCCGCUGUCAUCUUGGUACUAGAACGUGGCUGAUCCUUUUGUGGAGGACAGAGCAGUUGUUUCUUACUUACACAGGUUUACAAUGGCACUAACCAUGGGGUGUGAGGACUAGAUGUAGGGAAGUUGGGAGUUCAUUUUUACCUUAUUGAUAAAACCAGGGCUGCUGUUUUUCUGAUUGGAAUAUCACACGGCUGUCACACUUGCUGCUGAAGAAUUCUCUGCAUUGACGGUCAUUGGACCUGCUGACAUGCUGCUCCCGGACUCAUUCUACCUCAUCAUUGUUUUAAUCAAUGGGUGGCACUUUGUAGAGAUCAUCAGUAGUUGCAUCACAGGAGUACUUAUUCAAUGUUUUGCUCAGAAUACCGAAAGCGCUGUUGGACUAUAAGUCGUAACUGCGAUUGCUAAACGAACUGUUUUUUUUAAUAUGCCAGUUUACGCCUUUUAGUACUGAAGCAUUACAUGAUUAGGAAUGUGUUUUUUGUUCUAUGUUGGUACUUGUGUUUGUUUGUCACAUUAACACAAUAGGUGAUUUAACAUGUGUUUGUUCACUCUCACAAUAAAUAAAUGAAAGCAUAAAAAACCCUUGA